This is a messenger RNA of Daphnia carinata, 2423 nucleotides long. It is a transcript of the gene Usp16-45, whose product is annotated as ubiquitin carboxyl-terminal hydrolase 16-like. Lineage: Eukaryota; Metazoa; Arthropoda; Branchiopoda; Diplostraca; Daphniidae. The coding region runs from base 91 to 2328 and encodes 745 amino acids. Gene Ontology annotation, biological process: protein deubiquitination. The record is from RefSeq and is a predicted model, not a curated record. Gene Ontology annotation, molecular function: cysteine-type deubiquitinase activity. The transcript is spliced from 5 exons.
UUUGUUUUCACGCCACCAGAGGAAAACAUUAGUAGUCUGCUCCGUGGCGAAUUUAAGAGUUAAGGCAAUUUCUUCUGGAGCAAGGUGGGCAUGACCAUGGCGGAUUCCGGAGGAUUGACUCAGGCUGUGGAGUUUUCAAGAAAACCAUCUGGGCUAACUGGCAAGUCCCCCAAAAGAUCUUCCAUGAAGAGAAGCCAGAGCCAUUAUGACGCCAAAGAGCUAUCGAAAAUUGGAUAUUUAAGCCCUGCUAGUAUAGAGGCUAAGACAAAGGAUACAAAUGGCAAAGAAAGUGUCAACGAAAGCCUACCUUCAGUGAAAGGUCUUUCAAAUUUGGGUAACACAUGCUUCUUUAAUUCAGUGAUGCAGGUGUUGAGCCAAACACAUUGGUUGACACAAUUGCUGGAUAUGGAGGUUCGUGAUGGGCAUGUCAUUCAGUUAAAAGGCUCUGAUGGAAAUUAUUCGUGCAAAAUCCCUUGCAUAACAGCAGAAGAGCUUGAUGGUUCCAGUCCCAGCAUAGAUCCCUCAGAAAGUGAGGAUGCAGAGGACUCAAUCAUUGCAGAACCAAUCAAUGUAUCGCUUGGUCCAGGCAAACCCCUGACACUUACAUUGGCUUCCUUCUUAAAAGAUAUGCAUUGCCCAGCUGUAACUGGAGGAACAGGAAAACGUAGGCAAUCUUUGUCGACUGUAACCCCUUCUUCACUCUUCAAUCAAGUCUGUAAAAAAAGCCCACAGUUUAGGGGAUUCCAGCAGCAGGAUGCUCAUGAACUUCUACGUCAUCUCCUGGACGGAAUUCGGACUGAAGAAAUUACUCGACGACGUCACGCAAUAAUGAGCCAUUUUGAUUUACCUGUGACUGUUGCAAAAAAUCAACAAGCUGAAGUCGACCCCGUACUCAAGCGAAAGUUAAAAGUCUAUGGCAAGGAAUCUGCUCAUACCUUCGUUGAUCAACUCUUUGGUGGACAGCUCCUCAGUACAGUUAUCUGUGAAUCUUGCCAUCACCAGUACCAAAUCCUUGAGCCAUUCAUGGAUCUUAGCUUGCCAGUUUCUGAAGACAAAUCGCCUCCUGCCAAUCACAAGCGUAAAACCAACGUCGUUGACUCGCUGUCGUGCUUAGGUUCAUCCACACCGGCUACCAUUUCGAAACAUCAGCGUAAGAAAGAACGUAAGGCAGAACGCCGAGGCAAAGGAAGAAGGUUCAAAAAUAAGGAAGAAGAAGAAAUGUUUCCAGCUAGUACCCAAGAUGACGUAGCUUCUCUGGCUGUCGAGGAAGAGAGUAGCGCAAAAGAUGACGCCGAUAGCACGAAAACGGACGACACCCUUAGCGUGAAAACCGACGAUACCCUUAGCUUGAAAACACAAGAUAAAGAAACCAGUAAAACCGAAACUUAUGACGAAGACGAAAGUCUUGCUUCCAGUGGCAGGGAGGACGAGGAUGAAGAUAUCGGCGGUGAUGUUGAGGACAACAACGAGGAAGUGAUCGAACUGGUAUCAAGGAUAGAUCAAGUGCGCAUUGAUUCAGCAAGUGAUGAAGACGAAACUGAUCGAGUUAAGAUAGAUAGCCCUCCUACUACCCCAACCGCCAAGAAAAUUCGCAGCGAGUGGAUUGCAAAAAGUCUUUGUAGUUUGGCCGUCCGCUACCAUGCCACUAAUCAAGAGUGUUCAGUCCAAUCGUGCCUUAAUCUUUUCACUGCUCCAGAGUUGCUGACUGGCUCGAACAAGUACGGCUGCGAAAAUUGUACUAAAAGAAAAGCAGCAGCAGCUAUUGCCGAAGGAGCAGAUGAAAAUACCAAAAUACCUACUGUCUAUAGCGUGGCUAGCAAACAGUUGCUCAUUUUCGCGCCACCAGCCUUAUUAACACUUCAUCUGAAGCGUUUCACCCAAAAUGGAAUUGCUUUGCGUAAAGCACAGAAACAUGUCGAUUUUCCGCUCCGCCUUGACCUUGCCCCUUUCUGUAGCGCCGCAGCUGCUGGUGUUAGCUCGAUUCCGGCUCAUCAAAAAGAAGUUAUCUACUCGUUGUACGGAGUGAUAGAGCAUAGCGGUCGACUCAGUAGUGGACACUACACGGCGUUUGUGAAAGUACGGCCGGUGACAUCGGAGCUAGUAACCCAGUUUCUUCAGCGAGAGCCUAUGCAAACAGAAGAUCUUCAUCGUCUACGGGACCAACUCAGUGAGCGGUUGUUGGCUGAACGAACUACUUCCGAGAAUAAUUCCGAAUUUCCUUCAGACGGGGUUUGGUACUAUUGUAGCGAUUCCCAUGUCACAGCCGUCAGUGAAGAAAAAGUCCUAAGAAGCCAAGCGUUUCUCCUUUUCUACGAAAGGGUGCUGUAAAGCGCAAAAUGAUAUCUUGAUUAUUGAAAUUUGCCAUCAACAUGUAAAAUUUAUCAUCGAAUACAAAGUUUCCUUGUGGAAAUGAUGUUUUGGAA